AUGCAGCUAGCUAACAGCGCCUGUCCAAAUGCAGCGCUUCAAGCGCUGCUGCGCCUGACAGGGGCUACCUUGCUCCCCAUCACAGCUGCCUUCUGGGUGCUCAAGGGUGCAGCAGAGCACAAUCGGCUCGGAUCCAACACCUACAGAAGACUCAACUUGGGGCUGGUGGCGUGGGCGGGAGUCAACUUGGCACUGCUGGCGAGCGAAGCCUCCGCAUUGACCUCCUGGUGCCUCAGCAUUCAGGUGGCGUUUUAUGCGGCUACUGCAGCACUGGGGGGUUAUGCCUGGGCCAGCAGCUCAGGCUUUGCGCCCACAGGCCGCCAGGUCAUCGACGGCUUCCUGGCAGAUGUGCAGUCCCUAUUCAGCAACAAGACGAUCCUGAGCGGCCUCCUUGCGCUGCUGUCCGUGGCCUCUGUCGCUGUGGGCUCGCUCAUCCUGCACCAGCCCCUCACCUACUUCCAGCCAUCUGAGUUCAGGUGA
This is a messenger RNA of Coccomyxa subellipsoidea C-169, 480 nucleotides long. RefSeq lists its product as hypothetical. NCBI's taxonomy places the organism in Eukaryota, Viridiplantae, Chlorophyta, Trebouxiophyceae, Coccomyxaceae. The transcript has 3 exons. The record is from RefSeq and is a predicted model, not a curated record. The coding region runs from base 1 to 480 and encodes 159 amino acids.